Molecule: messenger RNA, 1728 nt
Organism: Poecilia reticulata (guppy)
Lineage: Eukaryota; Metazoa; Chordata; Actinopteri; Cyprinodontiformes; Poeciliidae
Gene: negr1
Product: neuronal growth regulator 1
Source: RefSeq, a predicted model, not a curated record
UUCUUACGGAGGGAUAAAUAGGGGGUGGUUCACAAGUCGAUAUCUUUAAUUGCUCCUGGGUUGUAUCAAUACCUACCGGUUUUACUGCUCCAUCACGAGCCACUGGGAACGGGUUGCCCGGGAAACGGCCGCAUGGCAACAGGAUCAGAGCCUGGGGGUUGUCUGCUUCUAGGUCUGCUCCCAUUUUACAUCGCAUUUCCUCACUAGAUGGUGUGCAAGCCACUGGAGAGAACACUUCCCCACACAGCGAGCUGUACAUCCAGCUAAACAAACCUGGGAAACUAUAAACCACGGAGCGUUUCUUCACGGGGUUCCGAGGCGGAAAAGUCUGGAGUUAAAGCCGUCUGUCGCUUUUCUCUUUCUUUAAAAAAAAAAAAAAAAUUAAAAAAAAGAAGACGCUUUUUUGGGCAACAACUUGGGAGAGGAAAAAGAGCGACCACUAAACAGCUGUGAUGGACAUAAUGAUUGCGGUGCAGGAUGCUUGUGUCUCUGGUCAGUGGCUUACUGCGAUCAUUUUCAGCCUGUGCUGCUUUCUGCCGUCCUGUUUGCCAGCCGGACAAACUGUGGACUAUUCUUCGGUGGAGAAUGUAGUGAGCAGACAAGGCGACACGGCUCUGCUGAGGUGCUACCUGUUGGAUGGGAUCUCUAAAGGAGCCUGGCUGAACCGCUCAAGCAUCAUUUUCGCAGGGGACGACAAGUGGUCUGUGGACCCACGUGUGUCCAUAGUGUCCAGUGUUGGAGACAAACACGAGUACAGCCUUCAGAUACAGAAAGUGGAUGUUACUGAUGACGGCCAAUACACGUGUUCGAUUCAGAGCGAACGCAACCCACGGCCGAAGCUACUCAACCUCAUCGUAAAAGUUCCACCUAAGAUAUAUGACAUUUCCUCUGACAUCACAGUAAAUGAGGGCAGUAAUGUGUCGCUCAUCUGCACGGCCACUGGGAAACCUGAGCCAGCCAUUGCCUGGAGACACAUAACCCCAUUAGCCAGGAAGUAUGACAGCAGCGAAUAUCUUAACAUCACCGGCAUCACAAGGGACCAGGCUGGAGACUACGAAUGCAGUGCUUUAAAUGACAUUGCCUCUCCUGACACCAAAACAGUAAAAGUCACAGUCAACUUUCCACCGGACAUCCAUGAAAUGAAGAGCCACGGAGUUGGCUUGGGGCGCACAGCACUGCUGCGGUGCGAAGCUGCUGCUGUGCCUUCUCCAACCUUUGAGUGGUACAAGGGUGAGAAAAGGAUCAUUAGGGGACACGGUAUCGACAUCAAGAACGUCAGCUCCAGAUCAGUCCUCACAGUGACCAACAUGACAGAGGAUCGUUACGGGAACUACACGUGCGUCGCCAUCAACAAGCUGGGGAGGGCCAACGCCAGCGUGCCUCUUAUUCCAAUUAUUGAGCCCACCACCACUAGUGCUGUCUCAAGCCCAGCACCCAACACUGCACCCUAUGGGAGCACAGGAAGCGCCCAUGUCCCGCUGGCCUGUCGAUACCUGGUCCUGGCUCUCUCCUCCUUCAUCAGUGUGUACUAGCAGAGGCCGGCGCAGACACAGUGACUGUCCAGAGCAUUUAUGAGUCCUUUUUUUGACAUUGCUGAUGGCUGAAAUCCAAUCUGGUACUGUUUGUUAGAAAGCUGAGGUGGGGAAAUAAUCAGCUUCUGUUUUUUCUUUGUGGGGGAAAAUAUAUUUUUUAUUUUAUUUUAGUUUUUUUUUUUUUUUUUUUUUUUUU